Molecule: messenger RNA, 162 nt
Organism: Acaulospora morrowiae
Lineage: Eukaryota; Fungi; Glomeromycota; Glomeromycetes; Diversisporales; Acaulosporaceae
Source: the annotation of a GenBank genome assembly
UUAGAGGUUAAUCGAAUCAAGCUUGAUGGACGAAAGGAAUAUCAAGGAGUAAAGAUUGUCGUUGGGUGCAAUCGAAAAGAUCACUUGGUCGAGUUACCUCUGGCAAUUUCUUAUUGGAGGCUAGUUCACUCGGGCACCCCAAAUGGAUUGUCGUCACCGUAA